This is a messenger RNA of Nymphaea colorata (pocket water lily), 2281 nucleotides long. RefSeq names its product AAA-ATPase At4g25835. The record is from RefSeq and is a predicted model, not a curated record. Gene Ontology annotation, molecular function: ATP hydrolysis activity; ATP binding. NCBI's taxonomy places the organism in Eukaryota, Viridiplantae, Streptophyta, Magnoliopsida, Nymphaeales, Nymphaeaceae. Bases 320 to 1825 code for a protein of 501 amino acids. The transcript has a single exon.
GACUGACAACUUAUUCUCACCAAUCGGAUGAAAAAAAAAAUACAUUAAAGAUUUGGUGAAGGGGUAAAAAGAAAAAAAGCAUGAACCUCACGUUUGUCUGGUUUCUCUUCGCUACGUGCGCUAUAAAUAAAGCUCGAGUCCGCAUCCAAGCCCAUCUCCCCCCACUCCUUCCCCCAAUUGAACGUAAUCUCUCUCUCUCUCUCUCUCUCUGUGCAGCGGCAGCCAUCUUCUUCAUUCAGUGUUUCCUGUAAGCUAAACUGAGUAGAGGGAGUGCCAAAGCAGCGAGGUUGACACUGACCAAGCGAAAAAUAGAAGGACGAUGAGCACGCAGCUGUGGGCUUCGCUUGCGUCGGCUGUGGGCGUCCUUGCCCUUUUCCAGACCAUCCUGAGCACAUUACUCCCGCCGGAGCUCCGCCUCCUUAUCUCCCGCUUCAUGUCUCGCACGAUCUCCUUCUUCUCCUCGUACUCCUACUACGACAUCGCGGAGACCGACGGCGUCAACACCAACGAGCUCUACUCGGCGGUGCAGCUGUACCUUAGCCACGGCGCAGCUGCGCUAUCAGGCACCCGCGUCUCCCUCUCCCGCCCCGUCAACUCCUCCUCCUUCACCCUCGGCCUCCCUUCCAAUGACCGCCUCGUCGACUCCUUCCGCGGCGCCCCCGCCGUUUGGGAGCACGUCGUCACUCCUCGCGCCCCUCAACCCUUCUCAUGGCGGCCCCACCCCGACGAGCGUCGCUCCUUCGUCCUCCGCAUCCACAAGAAGCACCGCCCUCUCUUCCUCACCUCCUACCUCGAUCACAUCAUGGAGGUAUCCUCCUGCAUCCGGAGAGGCAGCCAAGAACGCCUUCUCCACACACAUUCCCGCACGGGAGGCAUCGACUCCAGAGGCAAUCCCUGGGAGUCCGUCCCCUUCAAACACCCGUCCACCUUCGACACCCUCGCCAUGGACCCCAACCUGAAGUCGGCCAUAAUGGCAGACCUCCGAGACUUCGCCGACGGCGAGUCCUUCUACAGCAAGACCGGACGUUCCUGGAAGCGUGGCUAUCUCCUCUACGGCCCUCCCGGCACCGGGAAAUCCAGCAUGAUCGCCGCGAUGGCUAACUUCCUCGGCUACGACGUUUUCGACCUCGAGCUCUCGGAGGUCCGCACCAAUUCCGACCUCCGCCGCCUACUCAUGCGCACCACCAGCAAGUCCAUCGUUGUCAUCGAGGAUAUCGAUUGCUCAGUCAGCCUCGUCGCCGACCGCUCCCCACGUCGCCACAACCACUAUCAGCAUCGCCGACCUCUGCCGUCGGCCGCCGACGACGACGCCGCGUCUUCCAACUCGGUGACGCUUUCUGGCCUGCUCAACUUCACCGACGGGCUGUGGUCGUGCUGCGGGAGCGAGCGACUCUUUGUCUUCACCACCAAUCACAUCGAGAAGCUGGACCCGGCGCUGCUGCGCUGUGGACGGAUGGAUAUGCACAUCCACAUGGGGUAUUGCUCCUUCGAGGCGCUCAAGAUCCUUCUGAGGAACUACGUCGGCGUAGAAGCCAGCGACGACGAGAGGGUGGCGGAGAUGGCGAAGGUGGUGGAUGGAGCACGGAUGACGCCGGCAGACAUAAGCGAGGUGCUGAUCAGGAAUCGGCACGAUCCUGGCAAGGCUUUAGAAGAGCUGCUGACUCAGUUCAAGACUAGGAGGGAGAGGAGAAUAAACGGUGAGGAGGCCAGGGAGGAGGAACAGGAGGAGCAGGAGAAGAGGGCGUUGGAGACGUUCUCUGAGGAGAGGGUGCAGGAUGAGAAGGGUGGGGGUUUUGAGGAAGGGGACUUUGGAGAGAAGAAGUGACUUAAUUUGUGUUAGUGCUUGUGAAUCCAUUGGUUUGGCUCCAAUAUUAUGUUCUCCCGCUUUCCUCCUUCUUCUUGUUCAUUUUCUUCUUCUCUUCUCCCCAUUUUGUUCCAUCUUAUCUUGGCUUCUGCUGUUUACAAAUUUUGGCUUGUCAGAAAGCUGAAGGGACGGUUUGGUCCUUUUCUGUGCUGGUGGAUAAUGUUGAUUUUGGGGGAGAUGGGAUAUGCGUUUUCAAUGGGGGAUGGAGCCAUGGUGUUGGUGUGCUUGGAUGGUGAUCGCUCAUCGUAUUGAGGCCACCAAUUCAGAUAAUUGCUGUACCUUGGGUGGUCUUUCGAUUUUGAAAACAGCUACAGAGCUCGUCCUCUGUUUCUGUUCUCUAUGGCACUAUUGCCUUAUGGUUCUCCUUUUUACUCUUUUAAGUGGUUUUGCUCAUGACUAAGAAUUAGUUUCUCCUCU